Suillus fuscotomentosus is the source of this 882-nucleotide messenger RNA. RefSeq lists its product as uncharacterized. The record is from RefSeq and is a predicted model, not a curated record. The annotation marks the transcript as partial. The transcript is spliced from 5 exons. NCBI's taxonomy places the organism in Eukaryota, Fungi, Basidiomycota, Agaricomycetes, Boletales, Suillaceae.
UGCAACGCUCAAUAAUAUGGACCCUUACACGCCACGAAUACGUCCAGGAGAUGUUUAUCUGCAAAAGAAUAUACCAAGAUUACCGGCACUAUCGCUUCUGUUUGCGGAAACAGACGACUGAACGACGAUAUCUAUGAAGAUCCAGAUGUUUCAUGCACUCAUCACGAGAAAGCCAUAGCAGAAGUAUAUGGCACUCUUCUAACUGCAGCGGGGCUGCUUUAUAUCGAGAUGCUCAGUGUAUGGACAACUACGGGUCGUCUCGAAGACCCAUAUGAGGAGCUGUGCGUCAAGGAGAGCGAGUUCAUCAGUAAGGGCAUUUUGGAAGUGGAUUACACAGACGAGUAUUGGGAUAGGCGAUAUAUACUUCGUGAUGGCUCGACCCUUUCUUCAAAGCGCGAGCAUACAGAUGUUCCUCCACCACGUGCUGCUGGAGGUUGAUUUCCCGGUGGCGCUUGUAUACCGCCCCUCCUGGAGGGUUGGAAAUGCAAGUUUUUACUUGUAGAUAAAUAUCUCAAUGUGAUACGUGAAUGUAGGAUCGAGGCCCGGGUGCAAACCGAUCAAAUUGAUUCAACGAAAGAGUCGCUGUCCAUGGACUUCGUUGUGUUGAGUCCCAUAUCUUAUUUUCAAGCAUUGCAAAUUCAUCGAAAACACGUAUACACAUGGAUCACACAUCCUGCUGCAAGAUGAAGCUCAUAUAUCGGCUCCGCUCUCUCAAGCAUUAUUUCUUCCUGGCCUCCUCAUCAUUCCUCACUUACCUCUUAAACCUUGCUCAUGGAACUGAAGAAGGGCCUGGGAAGAUGCCGUGUUCCGUGAAGAUGUAUGAGUCACCACCGCGAGAUGAAUGGUUACCCAAGGUCAUCAACGUGAGUGGCGUGAUCAGCG